Botrytis fragariae is the source of this 3354-nucleotide messenger RNA. Its product is annotated as putative arf gtpase activator protein. The record is from RefSeq and is a predicted model, not a curated record. Gene Ontology annotation, biological process: intra-Golgi vesicle-mediated transport. The transcript has 6 exons. Gene Ontology annotation, molecular function: protein binding; GTPase activator activity. The coding region runs from base 1 to 3354 and encodes 1117 amino acids. Gene Ontology annotation, cellular component: cytoplasm; trans-Golgi network; endosome. NCBI's taxonomy places the organism in Eukaryota, Fungi, Ascomycota, Leotiomycetes, Helotiales, Sclerotiniaceae.
AUGGGUAAUGUUAGUAGCAGACCAGAUGAUGGCGCGCCAUUGUACUUGAGGGAUCAAACUCGCUUAACUAUAUCGUCCUUGUCAAUCACCAAUCAGCGAAGGAAAACACUCUUAAACAUUGUUCCAAACGGCUUUCCAGCAACAAGAGUAUCUGCGAUUCGCGACCUUGGAGAUAGUGCUGUGGUGGAAUAUGUCCAGGACCCUGAUACACUUCCUGGCGCCGCUCCCAAUUUCCUCAUCAAAAUCAAUAACGAAGAAGAACUUACCUUCAACUUCACAUUCAUUAUUCGACAAUCGCAAGGAUUUCUUCCUGCAACGAAUGGCGCAAAAGAUGUGGUCGGAUUGAUAGAUUCAGUUAUAAAUGGACUUACAUAUGUAUCCGCCUCGACGGCGCGAGAAGUAGAGAAUCUAGUCACUCGAGAAUUUCAUGCCGAUCCGAAUUUGCACAAGAAUGCCAAUGUACAAUUGGUUGGGGAUUAUUCUACUGGAGGCAGUCAAUCAGUGUCGUUCGAAUGGUCUUGGAAAUGGAGACCUCCAAAGCCAACAGAGGACCGCGGGGGUGGUUGGAGAAAUAAUUGUAGUUUUCUCGAAUAUGAUCAACGAGCGCAUCGAUUGAAUACACUGGCUAGCUUCUCAUUCUGGGUUUCAAAUUCACAACCGUUAAGUAUGCCAGGCUCGCCAUCUCCCCCAUUCCAUCUUGUUCCACCCCCAAAAUUGCGACUUCCCUCUUCUCAAUCCCUCGAUUCUCGUGUGAGCGGACAAGAACCUUCCUACGAAGAUGCACCACCGUCGCCAAAUCCCCUUAACCUCGAUCUGGUUGUUCCUCAAAGUCAAAUGGCGGAUGUACCCAAGGUUGAUGUUUCUUGUCAACGCCCGGGUGAAGAUAUGAGCGCCACCGAAGAUGGGCCGUUAUUCAGAGCUACCAUGAAAGCAUUAGAGCAGAAAACUGGAAAUAUGCGCACACGGAUGAAGAAGGUUCUCAGAAAGGCAGAAGCUGCGCAAAUUGCUCAGAUGCAAUGCAACGAUGCCAUUGGAGGAUUUAUGGAAGCGCUUCGAGAAGCAUCUAAUUCGAAUGCAAACGCAGUUCAGCCCGCUUUGGACCAUUACUUUGAUAAGAUUGCGCGGGAGAUUUUACAGUAUGAGAGGCAGAAUGCUCUCAAUCUCGAGAAAGUCAUUAUAGAGCCACUUGCAAAAUUAUAUACCCUCGAUAUCAAACAAGCUGAAUCAAAGAAACGAGACUUCGAGGAAGAAAGUAAAGAUUAUUAUGCAUAUGUCUCAAGAUACUUGGGUCAACGUCAAGAUUCCCUCAAACAGAAAAAGCGCGUUGAGAGCGAUACAAAAUACCAAACGAAACGUCGGAAUUUCGAGCUGAAGCGUUUCGAUUAUUCUUCAUUCAUGCAGGAUCUUCAUGGGGGGCGAAAAGAACAAGAAGUUUUGUCACACUUGACUAAGUAUGCAGAUGCUCAGACAAGGAGUUAUCUCGCAGCAGCCAAGAAGGUGGAACAAAUGCUUCCACAGUUAGAAGCAUUGAGUGCAGAAGUGCAGGAUGCAGACAAAGAAUUUCAAUACCAGAGGACUGAACGUGAAGAAAAACGGCGCAAUCUCGAGAAGAGUACUAUUACAUAUGUGGAACCUGAGACAGUUCCUGCAGUCCCAGUUGAACCCAUCGUACCUGGAACCUCGAGUUCAGGGAAUGGCGCAUAUACAUCAGAUUCUGAGCUCAACAGAGCGGAUAGCACUGGGCAUCAGCUGAGACCGGUGCCGACAAAUAGUACAAUUGCUACAGUCAACAAUGGUGGCACGACGGAGUUUUCUAGAUCUCCCGGUAGCCUCUCGUCUACAGUGGGAGGACAAGUAGGAAGCCCGGGCGCAAAUCCUCGGUUUCGUGGCAUACGUGACCUCGAAGAAAAAGAUCACAGUCAAAUCACGGCGAGUGAGAAGUUGGGCACGCAGCGUAAAGAGGGUCUUCUCUGGGCUCUGAGCAGGCCUGGUAGCCAUGUAGAUCCAAGGGGCCUAAAUAAGCAAGCUUGGCACAAAUUUUGGAUUGUACUUGAUGCCGGUAAACUCUCUGAGUAUAGUAAUUGGAAGCAGCGACUAGACCUACACAUGGAGCCCAUAGAUUUACGUAUGGCAUCUGUUCGUGAGGCUCGCGAUGCCGAGCGCCGUUUUUGUUUUGAGGUCAUAACACCUCAUUAUAAGAGAGUAUAUCAAGCAACAUCGGAAGACGAUAUGAAGAAUUGGAUUUCCGCUAUCAAUAAUGCGCUUCAGAGUGCGGUUGAGGGUAGAGGUAUGAAAGAUUACCCAGCCUUGGCGCCUCAGCCUGAGCCUCAUUCGAUCCGAAGAGAUAUUGGUUCGAUAUUGACAGGAAAGAGUUCUUCGAUGAACCACGGUCAUUCUUCAAACCAUACUAAUGUCUCUAGCACAAACAAUGUGUUUAGAAGAACGACUGUUGGUGCAAGACCUGCGUAUGGCCGUUCGAGUAGCAGUAGCUUUGAUGAAAGCCCAGAUAAACUAUUACAGCUUCUACGAGAAACGGAUCAAGGAAACUGCUGGUGUGCAGAUUGUGGAUCUGGAAUCAAAACAGAGUGGGUGUCGAUCAACUUAGCCAUCAUUCUUUGUAUCGAAUGCAGUGGUAUUCACCGCUCCCUUGGGACACAUAUCAGCAAAGUACGCUCCUUAACUCUCGAUAUCAAUUCAUUUACCACGGACAUUGUUGAGUUACUUUUAUUGGUUGGCAAUCGUGUCUCCAACAUGGUCUGGGAAGCUAGACUUGAUCUAGCUACAAAACCCGCGCCACAAGCUACACGCGAGCAAAGAUUGAAAUUUAUCACGGCCAAGUAUGUUGACCGAGCCUUCGUGGAACCAAUUUCAUCCACCCUCUCACGAUAUGCUACAGCAGAUGAGACCCUUCUUGCCGCAGUCAAGAAGAACGAUGUCCAACAGGUGAUAUAUGCCUUGGCGCUCAAGGCAAAUCCUAAUGUCACGGAUAAGUCUCGUGGAACUCAUUCAGUAUUUUUGGCUCUCGCUGCUGCUGAUCCAGCAUCUCCAGCACAAAUUACGUCUUCCACGCGAGUUGAGCCUCCUGCAAAGAUUGUGCCAUUCCCAAUUGCAGAAAUGCUCAUACAGCAUGGGGCUGAGAUCCCAACCUCUCUACCCGCAUUUCCGUUAAGUCGAAGCGCAACGCUGUACAUCGAACAAAAGACGCAACGUGCAGGAGGCACCAGUGAUACUUUAGGGGCCUUGCCAACCACAAUGACCCCACAGGACAAGCUCAAGGAGCGGGAGGCGAGGUUGCAGAAACGUGUUAGUGCUGGCGGACGAUUAGCUAAAACGCCCAUCCAGGAACGUUCAUGA